AUGAUUUACAAUGACAUUUUAACAUUAUGUGCAAAUAAAUUAAGAGGACUAAUUGAUUCAAAGAUAUUUAUUUGGUUGUUAAUAUUUUUUAGAAUAUUUAAUUGUUUAUUUGUUGUAACAUCAUUUUAUCCUGAUGAAUAUUUUCAAUCUGUAGAAAUUGCUCAUUUUUGGGCUUAUGGAUAUGGACAUAUGUCAUGGGAAUGGGAACCUUGUGUAGCAUUAAGAUCAGUGAUAACUCCUUUUAUUUAUUAUGUAUUAUUUUUAUUUUUAAAACUUAUUAACAUAGAUCAUCCUGUUUGUGUAUUAUACAUUCCUAAAUUAUGUCAUGGUAUAUGUGCUGCUUUGUGUGAUUUAGGUAUUUAUAAAUUAUUGAUAUAUUGGUAUGUUGAAUUGUAUAAUGACGCAUGGAUAAAUGAAGAUAAUAUAAAACGUAAUGAGAAAGAUGAAAAUAAUGGAAAUAACAACAACAAUAAUAAUAAUAACAAUAAUAAUAACAAUAAUAAUAAUAAUUAUUAUUAUCAUAAUAAUAUAUUAUACAACACAAAUGACAUUAUUUCUACAAUUCUAUGUUGUCAUUUUUUUUGUUGGUUUUAUUUUUAUUCCAUAUGUAGGACAUCCUCGCAUUCCUUUGAAUGCUUGUUUAAUAUAUGGGGUGUAUAUUUUUUAUCACAAAAUUAUUACCCCUUGAAAAAUCAAUCAAACAAAAUAGAAAAGAUAGACUUAUUAUUACAGAACGAUGUAAUCAUACAAAAAGGAAAGAAACAUUUAAAUGAAUGGACAAAUUUAAAAGAAAGAAGGAAUGAUCAUCAUUUUGAUACAUACGAAAAUAAUUUUAUAUAUCAUAAAGGAACACAAAAUUGUAAACAAUAUGAUAAAAAUAUGGUUGAUCAAAAUGUUUGUGGUCAAAAUAUGGUUGAUCACAUAAUUCAGAACAGGAACAAUUUGUGUAGGACACAUUUUUAUUCCUCCAAAUUUAACAAAAUACAAGAGGCAAAAAAUUUAUUAUUUAGUUUAUUCUUUAGCUCCUUGUCUGUUAUAUUUCGUCCAAACGCUUUAGUAUUUUGGUUAUCUUUAUAUAUACUAUAUAUUAUAAAGAAUAUAUUUGAAAAACAAAAUAAAAUAAAUUAUAAAGAAAUAUUCAAAAUAGGUAUUACGUACACUUUUUUUUUCUUAACUAUUAUUAUUAUAAUUGAUUCUUAUUAUUUUGGGCACAUUACAUUUCCCUUUUGGAAUUUUUUUGUUUAUAAUUUUUUAAGUGGAAACAAUAAAUAUUUUGGAGGGCAUUCUUUUUUUUUUUACUUUGUAUGUGUUAUACCUUCUAUAUAUUUAACUUUAACACCUUUUUUGUUUUAUGGUUAUUACAUUAUAUAUAAUAAUAUAUUGAAUAAGGUGAAGUAUAAGACAAUUAAUAUAUAUAUGUAUAUAUUGAAACGAAUUGAUUGGAUAGUAUAUUUAGUUACACACUUAGAAAUCCUAUCUUUAUCUUUCAGUAAGCAUAAGGAACAUAAAAUUGUUAUAGGAUAUAUACCGUUUCUUACAAUUUUUGUUGGAUAUGCAUUAUAUAUAAUAAAAUUACAUUAUAAAAAAUAUAAUGGCAAAAAUGGAAAGAAUAUAUAUAAUAAUAAUAAAAUCCAAUAUGGUAAUAUAACCAUAAAGGGAAGAAAUAAAUAUAUUUUUUUAAUUUCAUCUUCUCUUUUUACAAAUAUAAGUUUUUUACUUCAAUUUUUAUGUAUUCUUUUUUUCUGCCUUAUACAUAACAGAUCACCUGAACAUGUAGCCUCUUAUUUUAGAAACUUAGAAACGAAAGAUGAUCAAAAUAUUUAUAUAUUUAUAACAAAUUGUUAUGAUAUACCUUUAUAUUCGCAUAUACAUAGAAAAUUCAAUAUAGGAUUUUUAGACUGUUCUCCUUAUGACACGAGUAAUGAUGAAGCUACCAAAAAUUGGAGAAAACGUAUAUAUGAAGAUAAAUUUAAGGAACAAUUUUUUAAUAUUUUUCAAGAAAAAAAAAAUAAUAAUCAUCAUAUAAAUAGUACAUAUGGAGAUACAAUUACUCCAUAUAUAAUACCAGAUAAAUCAUUUUAUUGGUUUGGUCAUCAUCAUUUUAAUAAAAAAAAUAAUUUUCAAUAUAUUUAUCAAAACAUUAAUUUGUCAUGUUUAAAUUAUAGAUUUCAUAUACCUUUACAAGGACAAUUACCUACUUAUAUAGUUACAACAACUAUUGAACUUACACAUUUACAAUUAUUUCUGAGUACAUAUAAUUAUAAACUUGAAACAAAGCCUUUUUUUUCUUAUUUUAUGAUAAGUGAAGCAAAAGGAAUAGUUCCAGUAUAUCAUUACAUAUUCAAGAGGGUUCCUUCCUAA
Messenger RNA from Plasmodium falciparum 3D7, 2361 nucleotides. It is a transcript of the gene GPI10, whose product is annotated as dolichyl-phosphate-mannose-glygolipidalpha-mannos yltransferase, putative. Gene Ontology annotation, cellular component: endoplasmic reticulum membrane. Lineage: Eukaryota; Apicomplexa; Aconoidasida; Haemosporida; Plasmodiidae. The record is from RefSeq and is a predicted model, not a curated record. Gene Ontology annotation, molecular function: glycosyltransferase activity.